Molecule: messenger RNA, 857 nt
Organism: Linum tenue
Lineage: Eukaryota; Viridiplantae; Streptophyta; Magnoliopsida; Malpighiales; Linaceae
Source: the annotation of a GenBank genome assembly
UUGACAUGUCCCCCCACUUAUCUCCUGAUUUCCAUCCAAAUUAAUCACCGCCUUGCAAUUACGGUAGUUUCUUCCGAUCUUUCUCCGAUCUCCUUCUUUUUUCGAUAUUCUCCUUCCUUUUAAAUCAAAACCCCUAACCUUACAGCCAGGAAAGAUGAUUUGUUCACCGCUUUCUAUUGAGGACUUUGGAGCAGCGGCGAGGGACAAAGGAGCAACCAGUCAAGAUCGGAGCGAGGUAGCUUUUAUGACAGGGAGGGACGCAGGAAAGACGUCAGUGGAUGGGAAACUGAAGACGAAAGCGGAGAAGCCCGAUGGCAGUGGCAAACAUCAGUCAGCGGUGAAGAAGGGACAUUCUGAAGACAAUAUCGUUGAGGUUUCAGUGGGAACAAGGGGGAAGAAGAACAAAUAGGUGAAGAAAUCAGAAGGGUUGAUUGAGAGACCAAGUAGAGGAAAGCCCAGCCAAGUCCAAGGAGGUAUGCGGAAGAUGGUACCAGAUUCAUGUAAAGCAGAGGAGGUUGUAGUGUAGGGGAGGGUGGGGGACUCUCUUCAUCUCCCAUAUGAAGAGUCCUGGUGAUGGUAAGUUGUUCGCUGUAUUUUAGACUUUUGAGUUUGGAUUAUUGUGAGGGGCAGCCUUCUAAGAUGUUAAUGGCUGGGAGUUGGAGAAAGAACAGUCUCCUUUAUCUGGACUGAGGCGAUCUGUUGCCAAAGUAGAGACCCCAUUGGCUUUGGGUUUCAGCAUUGAUGAAGGAACUGUAAAAUUGAUAAGAAAAAAUUAUUAUUUUAUCAUAUUUAUUAUUGUUAAUGGUCUACAAUUUACGUGUUCGAUAUUUGGGUUUGGCAAAGUAGAACAAUGAAGC